Messenger RNA from Ilex paraguariensis (yerba mate), 899 nucleotides. The record is from the annotation of a GenBank genome assembly. Lineage: Eukaryota; Viridiplantae; Streptophyta; Magnoliopsida; Aquifoliales; Aquifoliaceae.
AUGGCUCACCCGUCAAACCAUAGGUUUAGUCCUCGGGUUGGCAGAUUACUACUGGUUUUAUUGGGUUUGUUGUUCGUUGGUUACCUUAUAGGAACACCAUUGUUGAGGCACUCUAAGGACAAUUCAAGUGAUCAGAGUUCAUGUCGUUUAUGUGAAUGUGAUUGCUCUUCAGAACCCCUCCUCUCCAUGCCAUCAGGAUGGAAUAUUGAGACAGCUGUCUAUUCUUUGUGUCCAUUCAAGACAGACUCAACUAAGAAUAAGCUUUUUGAAUUGGAGCAAUCUGAUAAUAGUACUUGCAUCAUCUGCAAGGUAGAGCUUGACCAUCUAUAUCUGAAUGGUCAGAGUGACCAUCACCUCUUCAAGUUUUUGUGUGGUGACAAAUUCUUGCCAGUGUCUGGUGAGAAUGCUUAUCAAGGCAAAAAAGGAGACUGCAUGGUCUUGAAAGCUAACAAAAAUUGGUUUUCAAGACACGGUAUAUUCUUUAACUUUGAUUCCUGUGUUAAUUUUACAGGGAUUUUCAACAGUUCAUAUGCAGACUGUGCUAAAGAUGACCCUGAUAUGAGCGAGGAAAUGGAGAAGGAUAUCAUAACUUUACUGUCGGAGGAGAUUAACUUACUGAAAAAUGUAACAAAUGAUAGCUUGGAACAUACACAGGCCUUAAUCAUUGAUGCCAAGAAAACCUCUUCACACUACCAAAAGGAGGCAGAGAAGUGCAAUACAGGGAUGGAAACCUGCGAGGAAGCAAGGGAGAGGGCCCAAGCAGCACUCACAGAAGAGCGAAAGCUCUCAGUAAAGUGGGAGCAACGAGCUCGUGAAUGUGGAUGGAAGGAUGAAAGAAGAGUUUAUUCAUGAAAGUAACCAAUCGAUACUUUAUUUUGCUAAUACUAGGAUUCUGGCUG